AUGGGGAAGAAGAAGGAUGAAGAGGGAAUGAAAACGGCGCUAACAUCACCAUUAUCAUCAUCGCCGUCAUUAUGCGAGUCGGAAACGGAAGAGUUACAACGGAUGCCGUUGGUUCCACCGCCAUUGAUGAAGAACAAAAUGUAUUUGUCAAAGCAGUUGUCGAUGUGCGAGACGUCUCGAGACAUUGCAUGGGAAAGAAGGCGACGGCAAAUACUUCGUCAGCAAAGAGGGAAAAACGGGUUGACCGACGAAGAUUUAUAUGAACUCAAAGGUUGCAUCGAGCUUGGGUUUGGGUUCAAUGAAGAAGAAGGUCAAAAACUAUGCAAUACAUUGCCUGCUUUAGACCUUUAUUUCGCUGUAAAUCGUCAACUUUCACCUAGUCCCGUUUCCACCCCUCAAAGCCGACGUUCUUCCUCCACAUCUUCACUCGGUGGCCGGUCAUCUUCUUUUGACAGUCCUGUAAGUGAGCCAGCUGAUUGGAAAAUUUACAGCCCAGGAGAAAAUCCACAACAGGUGAAGACAAAGCUAAGGCAUUGGGCACAAGCAGUAGCAUGUUCUUUAAUGCAAUCAUAUUGAUGACCUCUGGGUUUG
Molecule: messenger RNA, 591 nt
Organism: Gossypium raimondii (Peruvian cotton)
Lineage: Eukaryota; Viridiplantae; Streptophyta; Magnoliopsida; Malvales; Malvaceae
Exons: 2
Coding region: 1-576 (191 amino acids)
Source: RefSeq, a predicted model, not a curated record